AUGACAAUAAAUAAUAAAAAGAGGAACAAAGGGAAACGAAAAAAUAGCAGAAAAUACAUAUGUGUCUUCCUUGUUUUACUCUCGUAUCUAUUCAAAACGAACGAAUGCGUGAUACCUAAUGAACGUAUUUCACAACUAAACGUUUUUGCUAAAACGAACAGAGGUGUAAAAAUUUUAAAAUUUUGCAAAAAGGUGGGGACAGAUAAACACUACCUUUUCAAGUGUAGCGACAAAAGGGAAGGGGGAAAAUUAGCGAGAAAGGAAAAGGGAAGAAGAAGCAGAAGUGGAAGAAGUAGAAGUAGGGGAAAGGGAAAAAAGGACAACCCCGCCUUAUUUGUGCGAAAUUUAUAUAAUAAGGGCAUGAAGAGGGAAAGAGCCCAUAAUUACAUCAAAGCGGACGUGCGAAAACUGAGUACAAGAGAUGAUGUUACUCCGAACAGAUGUCUAGGUGUUGGGGAACAAAGUAAUUAUACAGCUAAUGCGUGUUAUAUGCAUGACAAGUGGGAUACGCGUGAUAUACUAAGUAAGAAUGAGGAUCUCUCAGGGGUGGUGCAUAAUGACGAGAACAAUGACAAACACACUGUAGGUGAAGAGUUACUCACGAAUAGUGUUGAACUGAUAAAGCACAUAAAAUUCAAUUUUGAGGAAGAGUGUAAAGACAUAAUGGUGAGACUAGGAAACUUUUUGGAAGUUUCGCCUCAUUUAUUGUUCAAAGAUGUAUGUGUAAAUUUAAAUAAAUUAUAUACAAAUUUAUAUACAUAUGACCAUGAAAAUAUUCCUUUUGGUAAUACUGAACAUACAUUAAAUUUAACGGAUGAUAUUAUAAAACAUAAUAAAUUUAAAAUUUAUUGUGUGUUAGGGUUAAAAGUACUACGUAUUUUUUUAAUUAAAUAUUUGAGGAGUAUAAGGUUAUGUAUACCUGUAGAGGUAAGGAAAAGAUAUAUCAUUGACUUUCUUAAAAUUGAUUAUAUAUCAAAAAUAUAUGAUAAAAAAUAUGAUUUAAUUGAUUAUAAUAUAUAUAACAGAAUUUCUGAUAAACUGAAAACCAAAUUAAUAUAUUUUUACCUUGCCUUAAAACCACAUGAUGUACCUAACGUGUUAAUAAAAAUUUUUAAAGCAGCUAAUUAUAAAGAUGAAAAUGAAUUAAUAUAUAAAUAUAUCAAAAAUUCAAAAUUCACAUCAAGAGGGGGAAAAAGGUUUUAUAAAAAUAUUUCAAAGGAAUAUAUUAAACUAUUUGAAAAAGAAAAAUUAAUCAAAAAACAUUCCUGUGAAGAUAAUAUCCUAUGGCAACGAUUUUUCUCCUUACUGAAACAACACAAUGAAGAAAUAGCAGGCAGUCAGAAAAUUAUGAAGCACACAUAUCGUUUAAUUUUUAGCAAAAUUAAUUUUGCAAAUGAUCACUUGCUCCGCAUUUUUCGAGCGAAGGGCUUUCACAUUUUUGACCACUAUGAGGGUAGCCAAAAGGGUAGACUGACCGUAGAGAAUGAGGUAACAUCGAAUGGAUUGUCAUCAAAUGAAUUGGAAAUGGGCGAAGAGGAAGCAACAAACGGUCAAGCUGUACCGGACAGCCCAAUGAAGCAAAAACUAACUAUAGGACAUAAACGCGAAAUGUGUGUAAUAAAUUACAUUAAUAACUUGAAAAAAUUUAUCAUUAAUUAUAUCGAAAGAAAUAAAAGCAUAUACCACAGUUUUUACCUUUUAAAAAAAAAUGUUGAUACUCCAAAGAAUGUAUAUUAUGACGAUAUGAUAUCAAGAAAUACAAACAUUUUUCACUUUACAAAUUCUCAAAAUAGUAAAGAUAUAGAAAAAAGGGAAGAUAUACAGUCGGGUGGUAACUCUCAUGUAAGUAAUAAUACCAUGGAUGAGGAUUAUAGCAAUACGCAUAUUAGUAGCUUAGACCAAGGUGAAAAAGAAAGCAGAACCAUAAAAGAGCAUGAUAAAGAUAUUUCGAAGAAUGAUAUGGAAGAAAAACCUAGAGAAGACAAUGUUUUGAAACAAACUAAUGCGCAAUGGAAGCAUGUACCAUAUCAAAAAGAUGCAAAUCUGUACUGCGAUGAAAUUAUAAAUAACACCAUAGAUAACAUACUCGACAUCAUGAUAGAAGGGGCAGGAUUUAAAAAUAUCAAAACGUUAUUUGGAAUAUACAACUCGUUAAAAAGUAACAAGGAUUUCAAAUUAAUACAUUUCAAAGACAAGUUUUAA
Molecule: messenger RNA, 2202 nt
Organism: Plasmodium malariae
Lineage: Eukaryota; Apicomplexa; Aconoidasida; Haemosporida; Plasmodiidae
Product: conserved Plasmodium protein, unknown function
Exons: 1
Coding region: 1-2202 (733 amino acids)
Source: RefSeq, a predicted model, not a curated record